AUGAGAAAGAUUUGCCCCACUCUCCUCCGCGGGGACCAGCUUCAGAGCGAAGAGGAGACCAUACCAGAGAUCGACCCAACUCUAGACCUCGUUACCGCAGCCGGGACCGCGAUGACUAUCGCCGCCACUCCUCGCGCUCUCCUCCACCGCGGCGCGGCAGACCAGCGUACAGGGACCGCGAUCGCGAGGGCUACCGCUCCCCCGGAUACGGCAGCCGGAGCCGAAGCUACAGUCGCAGCCGCAGUCGCAGCCCUCGCCGAGGCCGGCAUUCGCAUUACGGGCAAGAGAGUCGGGAGGUGA
Messenger RNA from Aspergillus fijiensis CBS 313.89, 300 nucleotides. RefSeq lists its product as uncharacterized. The record is from RefSeq and is a predicted model, not a curated record. The coding region runs from base 1 to 300 and encodes 99 amino acids. The transcript has a single exon. Lineage: Eukaryota; Fungi; Ascomycota; Eurotiomycetes; Eurotiales; Aspergillaceae.